AUGCUUGUAUCAUGUAGCCCAACAACGGACAAACUAGAUUUCCGCUACAAAACCGAAGCCGAGUACGACAAAUGCAGCAAGGCGCAAAUGCGCGAAUUGACCAUGGCCAAUCUAGACGUCAUAAUAGCCGCUAUGAAACUACAGGGCAUGAAAUAUCGGCACUUUCACGGUCUGGACAUAAUCGACAACUUCUACCACCGGCUAAUCAAUAGAGCCCAACAGUAUAUGCCAGUCAUGUAUGCCGUGAUGGACGCAUACGAGCCGCCACCAAAUAUCACCAUGUUCAAACACAAUGUGGAGUAUUACAUAGGUUCAUCGUUUGAAGAGUAUAGGUAUAUGGAAGCCAAGUUGGAUGUGAGGCGCAAAAAUAUGCUCAAGGUAACUGACAGUGAGCAAGUGCUGCGAGAUAAAUUGACCAAGUUACAAGAGACUAUUUUGCGCAUGGUCUUAUGGGCGUCCAAUUAUAUUAAGACUAAACGUCAGGACACUUUGUGGGGUUCCCUACAUAUACAGAUUCACGAUUUAGUACAGCACAUAUUCACCGAGUUGAACGCUGACCUUGAUAAAAUGCCUAAUGGUGUCAAGAAGGCAAAAGCGCUUCAUACACUUAAAAUUAAAAUUAAGCAUGUUAAUAACUACGCAAAACAGAAAAUGGACCCUGAUACAGAUUUACCUCGAGUGGUGGCUUUAGAGCAAUACGAUGGCGACGGGUUUAUGCACCUGAUCGCUCAGGACAGCACAGGCCGUGUAUUUAAUGUGGCCCGAGAGAAAUAUGUGAAAAACCUGGAGUUGUUAUUCAACCUUCCGUUUCAACGCAUUUCGUCUGAUAACUCGGAUCCGAGUCUACAGAGAGUGAGGAUUACUAAAGAGAAGACACCGGAAAACACUAGACUUAUAGUCGACGCCAACGAUAAACCCGUGGCUUAUGUUAAAGUCCAGUAUUGA
Molecule: messenger RNA, 945 nt
Organism: Medioppia subpectinata
Lineage: Eukaryota; Metazoa; Arthropoda; Arachnida; Sarcoptiformes; Oppiidae
Source: the annotation of a GenBank genome assembly